Messenger RNA from Vicugna pacos (alpaca), 453 nucleotides. The record is from RefSeq and is a predicted model, not a curated record. Lineage: Eukaryota; Metazoa; Chordata; Mammalia; Artiodactyla; Camelidae.
CCAACUGAGAGCGCCGCGAAUUGACCAAGUGAAGCUACAACUUUGCGGCAUAAAUUGCGGGGCCCCGGCCAUGUCGCUGACCAACACAAAGACGGGGUUUUCGGUCAAGGACAUCUUGGACCUGCCGGACACCAACGAUGAGGAAGGCUCGGUGGCCGAAGGGCCAGAGGAGGAGAGCGAGGGGCCGGAGCCCGCCAAGAGGGCCGGGCCGCUGGGGCAGGGCGCCCUGGACACGGUGCAAAGCCUGCCCCUGAAGAACCCCUUCUACGACAGCAGCGACAACCCAUACACGCGCUGGCUGGCCAGCACCGAGGGCCUGCAGUACUCCCGUAAGUAGCGAAACUUGGCCGCCGUGGCUGUGACCGUCUCCGUUCCCGCGGCCGCAGCCCGGGCCGGACCCUGGGGGAGGAAGGGGAAGGAGUCUUGUGAGCCGACCCCCAACCCUGCGCUCCU